Molecule: messenger RNA, 810 nt
Organism: Macrosteles quadrilineatus (aster leafhopper)
Lineage: Eukaryota; Metazoa; Arthropoda; Insecta; Hemiptera; Cicadellidae
Exons: 1
Coding region: 1-810 (269 amino acids)
Biological process (GO): DNA integration
Molecular function (GO): nucleic acid binding
Source: RefSeq, a predicted model, not a curated record
AUGGCUGAAGAUAAAGUUAUUUUAUGUAUCCAAAAGAACUCGUUUGGAGAAAAGUCAAAAUUCCAGAAAAACUUGCCAGUUUUCUACGAUGACAAGGGUCUGUUAAGAGUGAAGAUCAGGCUAGUUCUGAAUGACGACAGUGAAGAUUUCAAAUUGCCGAUUCUUUUACCUUCAAGUCAUCCUAUCGUCACACGUCUCAUUAUGGAACUUCAUGUUGCUAAUCAACACGCUGGACUUAAAUCAAUGUUAAUUAUAGUCAGAGAAAGGUUUUGGAUUUUAAAGGGUAUAAAAACCAUUCGCAAUGUUUUAUCUCACUGUGCCAAAUGCAAGAGAUUCAAGUCUAAAGCAGGAGAAGCACCAGUUGCUCCACUUCCCUUAGAACGGAUCACGGAAUGCAACGCUUUCCAGUCUAGAGGCAUUGAUAUGGCAGGACCACUGUACCUAAGAAACGGGGAAAGAGCAUGGGUGGUUUUAUUCACAUGUGCCGUGUACAGAGCUGUGCACUUAGAGCUGGUACAGUCUCUUUCAACGGAAUCCUUCAUAUCUGCUUUACGACGGUUUAUAUCCAGAAGAAGACGGAUUUCACUAAUUUACACAGACAAUGGGACCAAUUUUGUCUGUACAAAUAAUAUCCUUAAGCGGUUGGAUUGGAAAACCAUUUCUCGGAAAUUCGAGAUCCAUCAAAUAACCUGGAAAUUCAAUCCUCCAAGUGCCCCAUGGUGGGAAGGUAUGUGGGAACGACUUGUGAGAAUGGUCAAGGAACUGGUGAGGAGAAAUCUAAGAUUGGCAAAAGUAGAUUAUGAAGACUGA